This is a messenger RNA of Dermacentor albipictus, 11579 nucleotides long. It is a transcript of the gene Dnz1, whose product is annotated as DNZDHHC/NEW1 zinc finger protein 11. Lineage: Eukaryota; Metazoa; Arthropoda; Arachnida; Ixodida; Ixodidae. The record is from RefSeq and is a predicted model, not a curated record. Gene Ontology annotation, molecular function: palmitoyltransferase activity.
GCGACCGCUUGUACGACGCGAAUUUGGCGAUACGUAGGUCCGCAGGUGUCAUAAAUAUUAGCAUUGGCGACGAGUAUUGUAUUGUUACGAUGAUCGUGAGAAACAAGGGGAAUCGUUAGAAAUGCAAGCAUAUCGUUGAGUACUAAGGGGUGUCAACGAACCGCCUAAUAGAAAUAUGAAUCUUUCGUAAAGCAGCUGAAGGUGUUGACAUGUUGCCUUCAUAACGAUGGUAGUGUGGCGUUACGAUAUCUGUGGCUUGCUUUGCGUGUGCUCCACUUAUGGAUCAAUUAUUUACGCUGAUUAUGCCAUUGUCGAGUGGAUGGUCAUUCCGACGAUGUACACAAGUCUUUGGGGUGCAUUUAAUGUGGUGUGCUUCAACAUCAUCGUGUUCCUGACGCUGAUGGCACACACGAGGGCAGUAUUCUCAGACCCAGGAACAGUCCCUCUACCUCAGACGAACCUAGAUUUUUCGGAUGCGCUGAGGGCUAACAAGCCUAUAGAUGACAAGGGCGACUGGACUAUAUGCUCUCGCUGUGAAACAUACAGGCCGCCACGCGCGCAUCACUGCAGAAUAUGCCAACGAUGCAUUCGCAGGAUGGACCACCAUUGUCCCUGGAUCAACAACUGUGUUGGAGAACAGAACCAGAAGUAUUUUAUUCAGUUUCUCCUGUAUGUUGGGCUGGGGUGCUUGUACAUAAUUGUAUUAGUGGCUGUGUCAUGGAACCUGGAAUGUGCAAACUGUGUUCAUAGCCCUGCUUACAAGCAAAACCGAGUGAUUCAUUCCGUCUGCCUCCUGGUGGAAAGCAUUCUUUUUGGGAUCUUUGUGAUUGCAAUCAUUUGUGACCAGUUCCAGGCAAUUCUUUCCGAUGAAACGGCUGUCGAGCAAAUACAGAAGAAAGGACCUUUCCGGGCAAGAAAGCCAAAAAUGGCUCUUAUGAGCGAAGUUUGUGGUCGUGGGACCCCCUUCCUGUGGCUGUUCCCUUGCGAUUCUGCACCCACGAAUCUCGACGCCGUGUCAUAUGAUGUGUGAUGCCUUUCUCAGUGGAGUAUCCGGUGACGUGCAGUUAUUUAUGUGUGAACUGUGAAAUAGUGUCUCAUCUUCAACUGUCCCAUGUUCCCGACUGUUUUUUUUGUUGGAUUGUGUUGAUCGCAUAAGUACUAAGUGUAGCACAUGUGUUUGCUAUUGCAGUACUUUAUUGAACAUGGGUAGCCCGUCAGUUUACAAUAAUCGCUUUGAAAUAGUUUUACUGUUUUGACGGUCUGGUUCUCACCACUGGACUUUAAAACCUACAAACACGCGGCAGUUUUUGACACAUGUCAUAUUUUGUUAUUGUUAAGAACAAUGAGGAAUUUGCAGACACAUAUAAUUUUGAUGUAAUGUAAUGCGUAGGGCAGGUAACACGGGGACCAUUAGGAUUACAGAAUGGGUGCCAAGGGAAGGGAAGUGCAGUCAGGGAUGGCAGAAAACUAGGUGGGGUGGUGAAUUUAGGAAAUUCACAGGCGCAAUUUGGAAUCAGCUAGCACAAGACUGGGGUUUCAAGACAGGGUUGCUGGGAGAGGCCUUCGUCUUGCGGUAGACAUAACUAUAGGAAGAUUAUGAUGAUGAUGAUGAUGAUUUUGAUUGAAUGCUGCGUGUAUGAUAAUUUAAUGAGUGCUCUCGUAUGCAUUCCAUUCCUUCUCAUGAAAGGAGCAGAAAAUGCCGAGGUACAAUAAGUGGUUUGAUGCUCUGUUUAUCAACUUGCUCACUGUUUACGAAGCUUACAUAUGCAUGCUGAUUAACCGAAUUUCCUAAUGUGUCCUUCAUUUGUGGAUACCAAUUCAGCGUGGCAAUUUGGAAUAUUGUUUUUAGCUGCUCCUAUGGUAAACAGAAGAAAUGUUUAACACUGAUUGCUCUUCUUUGAUGCCAUUUCAGUGAAUUUCCUGCUAGAUUUAGUGGAAAUUUGGUUUCCCCACAAAUGUCAACAACUAAUAUAGAUUUUUGGUGUGUAGUAGGUUUACAGUAAAAGUCUUUCCAGUAAAUUUUAACUGAUUCAAAAAAAUGUCCGGUGUAUUCUAGCAGGUUUCGAACAUUGUUUUAGUGGAACCUUUGCUAGGAAAAAAUUUUAUAUGCUGAACUGGUAAUAGGAGUUUUGUGUUAAGUGCUUGUCCUGCAAAAUUUAGUAUGCUAUACAGUAUCAGCCAUUGCCAAGCAUUUACCUUUUCUUUUGGUAACUUUUAGGCAGCUCUACCUGUUCUCUGGAAACACAGCGUUUCACUCGACUCCUCUAUCAUCUCUAAUGUAGAUACUUUGCCAAAUGCAGCUUCUCCAAGACUUCUUUAAUGCCCUUUGACUUUGAGUGAGCACUGGUUUAUGGUGUAACAGCCUCAGCAGUCUCAACCACUCCCAGUAAUGUAAACCCAGUUUUAGGGCAUCUUUUCCUCAUAAAAGAGUUUAAUAACUCAGAAACUGAUGUUCAGCACAGAACCCUGAGACAAGGAUAGUAUAUAGAGAAGGCACACAAACACCAACGUAUAACAAAAAGUUUAUGCUGUUUUGUCUAUCUUUUUAUGUGCUUGUCUCAAGGCUUUUGUGCCAAACAUUGCCUUCGGUGCUGUACCAACUAGGCUGCAUGCAACUCAAACACUUGAGGUGCUCCUUCACAUUCUUGAUUAAUUGUACUGGUAACUCCACUUAAAAAUUCUGUUGUACAAUAAAUUGUUUAGCUGUGUUCCUGCUGAACAUAAGAAAUCUCAAAGUGGAGUCUUGUUUCGCAGUUCACUUUCAAUAAAUGCUCUUAAUAAGCAUCAUUACUCUUGCACACCUUGUAAAAAUGUCGUGUCUAUGCUCAGCAUGUGCCGAGUAUGAGCAUGGUGGUUUUUAAGUUAGAGCUCAUUGCACUUUUAUGGCAUUAGGCACAUUAUCAUUAAUAAUGACACCUAACGUGUCAACCUUCCGACCACGAUCGACGCUAGCUCUGCUCUGCCUCCUACACCCUCUUUAUUUUCUUGGUGUUCUUCAUUGCUAAUACAUAAACAUCUGGUCUGAUACACAGUUCACAAAGCCUUUUAUUGUUGUAGCCGAUACCAUGAAGAUGAAAUUUUGCACCUGUUGUAGAAGUAUGUUUCCAAGGCAUGGGCAUUACUUGUAAGGUGUGCACAUGUUGGUGAAUUCAAAUUUCUCACAUCAUAAGGUGAACAGGAGUCAUAAUGUGACAAGUACAGGUGGUUCAUAAUUACAGAAUUUAAACUAUUAACUUUACGAACAUAUGUCAGGCUUUCUUCAUUUUAGAGUGCAGCUCUUAAAAGCCUGUUCCUGUAUCAAGUGUUGGCGUCCUCGGCGUAACUAAGCGAACAAGCACAGUGAAAGAUGAAAAAGUGAAUGCAGAGAACAGCGGGGAAUGAAAGACAGCAAUAGCGAAAAGGAUGUGAGAAGGAAAAUGGAGGAGGAGGGUGUGGCAAAAGCGUGAGAAGAAAAGUAGUAGUGCUACGCAAAAUGUGUUCUGUGGUGACGAUCGCUACGGGAUGGUGCUGGAAUAGCUUCCAUCGUCUGUUCACUGAUGACGCCAUUGAUAAGGCAUGCGACGAGUGUGUCCAUCGAUUCCAUAUAUGGAAACAAAGCGUUGCAUGAGCAAAGGCCUGUCUGCAGUGGAUGCUGCGAAUUGUGCCCAUGCGUCACUCACGCACUGCCUUGCAUGAUCUCCCGAUUGGCGAGGCAGUCCCACCACACUUUGCUCCAUUGGCAACGUGCCACACAAGACAGAUUGUCCACGCCAGCCAAUAUAUCGUGAAAUGAAAACACGUAUAAGCUGCGCUUAAAUUUCACAUUACGAAGUAUUGUAACCGUCGGUGAAUUUUUUCACAAAGCUAUCGAUGCAUGUGCAAUUGUUGGCAGCAAAGAGAAAAUGUUGAUUUGGUUCCAUUGAUGCCAUCAGUUGUAGCUCUCCUGACCUGUAAUAUAUGGUCAGCACUUUUGCUUUGUUUUUAACGAACAUGAGUCCUACUGUCAAGUGAAAACAAGAGCUUGGACGCUUAAUCUUUACUAUAAGAAAAUUUUAAGGUGCAAAGCUAGUACAGACAGUCCAUAGUUGCUCUCCCAUAACAGAAAGUUUGCCGGCCAGCUGCCACAUAUGCUAGUUGAGUCUAGCGAGUUGUCUUUUAUGUGCUGGCGACGUCUGAUUUUUUGGGCACCGUAGGAGCCAUGAAAACAUCUGAAAAAUUAAUGCAUGCCUUUUACUGCCUGCAAGGGCUCAAAUUGCCACAAGCACAUGUUAAAUAGCUAUGAUGACCUGCAGAUACAACUGUUAGGUGUAUCGGUGCUCAUACUGUGACAGGAGACGGUGGGUGCACACAUGUGUACUUCAGGAAUAUAUAUGUCUCGAGUUAGUGGCCCCUUUCUACUCUUGGUAUACUUCACCGCAAUACAUUACAUAUGUUUCAUCAUGUAACACUGAAGUAGUGUGGGGAAGCUGACUUUUGGGAGAUAGCUUUAUGCAAAGCUUAACAAUUGCCGUAAUUUGUGCACUUUGAAGCUAGCGGAGAGUAUUUCAAAGGCAGGGUUGACACCAUUGUAGACAGCAGUCAGUGACUUCUUUCAAUGAAAAAGACGUCACCAAACAGCAGGAAGCUUGGUAGCGUAUAUCGAAGCAGCUAGUCCUAGCAUUGCUGUUGUGCUGACUACAGCUGCCAACGGAUCAGCAUAGGAGAGGCUGGUUUAAGGCUGCAAGAUAAUGAAAAUGCCAGCUUCUAUGCUAUGGAUGUAUAUAUACCUAUGUACCUUUACCACAUGACCGACUUCCCACACUUCACAUACACUUUUUUUUCACUUUGACACUUUAAAAUUUUCAUCACAUUGUGCACAUGGUGAAGUUGCAUUUACGUCAUAGUUAGGUUUCGAAAAAAAAUGGCCAUACAGGUAGGUGUGUGAUUGAUGCAUGAAAUUGCUCACAAAAUGAACAGAAAUGAGCAUUUCACAAUAUUUCUGGAACUAAAGUUUUGUACACUAUUGUGGCAGGGUGAGUUGUCGAAAUUGAGCCAUUUCCUAAUGUGCAAGCAUAUAUAAUGUUAGGAAUUCUUUCCUUAGCAGUAGAGUAAAUAAACAGAAACACAACAGCUAUGGUGUCUUGUGCAUUGAGCUUUAUUCUUGGGGAUUAAAUUUUUGUUUUAUGAGCAGAAAAGUUGGAAUGCUGUGUAACUGAUUAUUUUAAAGAUCACCUGCCUUUCUAAGAAAACAGUGCACACCUCGCCAAUUUGUUUGGAAAUGUGGUAGGCAAAUGGCAGAAUUUGGAAAAUUUGGAAAGUGUCUAUUUCUGAGUUUUUAAGUAUGCUUACUAUUUGGCAAAAUACCAUGCUGAUUUUAGCUGUAAGUAUUUCAAUCUUGGGAUGUUGUUAUGUUGACAUUUACUUAUGUUGUAAUUUAUUUGUGCAUGGCUUGGCCAGAGAAAUUAUGACCGGUGGUUUUAUGCCACAUGCAUAAUCUAUUUCAUGAUUACUUGACUAUUUGUAGGAUAAGUUACUUGCCCAAUUAACUGAAUUGUAGUCCCUGGUACAUGGUUCUAGUCAAUUUACAUGACGACAGCAGUUUUCACAUAAUUUGAUUUCACAUAGGUUUCUAUUUGGCACUUUACAUAGCAUUCUUACCAUGAUACCUAACAUGCAUUUCGUGUGGGUGCAUCAGUACACUGUCGAGUCUGUGUGUAACUGAAAGCUGCACAUUUCCUCAGGCAUUUAAUAUGAAACUUUUUGGCAUCUUCAACUGGUUCCUUCAGGCUGCACUUGCAAAAUUACAAAUGUUUUGUGAAGUAGAAACCAAGCUUUAUUACUAAAUUAAGUUUGUUCUGAUAUGUGUAACAAAGCCUGAUAAUUAGCAGUAAUUGAAUCAAAUGCAAACAUUCAAAAAAAAGAAAGAAACCUUUAAAUAUUUGACCAAAUACCAAAUAUUUCCUUAUAUUUAAAUGAAGUGUAAAAGGUUGCAUGGAGUUGGUUUAGUUGAAAAUGAAAAAGAAGAGGCAGGCUUAUACUUGAUACAUGUAAUGCAGUUUACAAAUGGACUUCUAAAUGACCGAGGAACUUGUAAAUGAGAAUCAACUGAAAGAUGAUUGCACCUUGCUCACCAUGAUAAUGACUACUGAAACGCAGGAACUAAGUACAUUAGCAGAUGGUGAUGGUACAAGGUGUAAUAGAGCAUUGCACAUCAUCUUAAAAAACAUGAGAACAUUGUGAGACUGUUCAAGUAUAAUAAAUUGCUUUACCUAAAUCAUGAAUAUUAAAUCCUUGGCUGCCUAUGGGAUAUUGAUGGCCAUCGGCAUAGUGCAAAUAAUAUGGGACGAUGAGGCACUGAAAAAACACGCAGUGCUAACUUUCACGAGUAGAUUUAAUUCUGAGAUGAGCAGUACAUAUAUGCUCCUCUAGGCGCGUUGCUGGAUACGUCCUUAAAAAAAUGUCAGCUAACCUAAAAAGCGCAUAACACGCAUGACAACAGCAAGCUUGUGGUAUGCAUUUAUGACAUGGACAAAAAUUCCGAUUCUUUUGUUGAAAGAGCGAUAGAAGGUUUGCUGGCGCUUGCAUCACCAUACAUGGCUAUGUAUUGUGCUUCAAUGAUUAACCUAGUCAUUUCAUUUGCGCUCUUAGUCGCACACUUUGCAAACUCAUGGUUGAAAUGUUCAGAAGUGCUGUCAAUAAAUAUUAAAAAAUUGUCCACGUAGCAAAAUAUUUUACACACUUGACAAAUCUUUCAACCUUCCCUCAAGGGCUCUGUCUAACAUAGCUAAAAAAAAGCCGUCUGCCAUUGUUCGAUCUGUCAUACAUGAGUGUCCAAAUCCGCUUGUAACUAUGUUUGAAAUGCCAUGUGAUGGUGUCGUCCUGUGUUUAGACUUACAACUAGACUUACAAGUUUUAACUGAUGAUCACAUGUGCUGGUCUUAUCAUCCUCAGACUAACAAUCCACUCCUCCCAUUUAAUUCAGCACAUUCUAAACUUGUCAAGAGGGGAAUAGUAAAAUUGCACCUUAGUAAUACAUUGAAAAAAGAAUCAUGUGAUCAUCUGGUACACUUAACGUUCUGGCAACAGGUGAAGUGUCUAUGACUCCCGAUACUCAUAUCAUAUCAUGAUCUCAGUAGCAGAACUACUUAAGCAGGUUCGAGCAAAAGAUGAUGCACAAGUGCGCUCUAUUUCUGACAAGAAAAGGGUAGCCGUCAGCCUUCAUAUUCACCAUGUGUCACACAACCUGAAGAAAAUUUCACAAUGUGGCAAUAUUAGGGCUGCUUUUUAUGCACCAAACAGGUUUAGCAGUCGUUGCUGGUAAACUAGGCCAGAGCAUACUAAUGAAACAAACUGUGAGAAAAAACACGGAGAAACAUACUAACCCAAUGGUUUCCUUGAAAUUCACUGCAAUAAGUGCACCUGCUGACCCCUCUUUAGCGAAACUGUUAUUCUGGGCAAGAGCACAAAUGGAAUGACUAGGGUAAUCAUUGAAGCACACGGUAAUCAUUGAAGGACAAUACAUAGCCAUGUAUGGUGACACCUGCGUCAGCAAACCUUUCAUUGCUUUAUCAAAAAGAAAAGAAUUAAAAUUUUUGUGCAUGUCAUAAAUGCAUACCACGAGCCUGCUGUUAUUGCGCGUUUUGUGUUUUUUACGUUUGCUGACAUUUUUGGAGCACAUGUCCAGUAAAGUGCCUAGGGGAGGAUAUAUGUGCUGCUCAUCGCUGAAUUAAGUCUAUUGUUGAAAGUUAGCAGUGUGUGGGUGUUUUUUCUGUGCCUCUUCAUCUCAUCUUAUUUGCGCUAUGCCUCAAAGUCCUCAUAUGCUGGAGGUGCACAAGUAUUUUUGACACUAACGUAUAAAUGGGACACAAUUACACAUGGUCCUGUGCAGUAAAUAUUCAUCAGACAUGCCUGUGUUUUCGAAGAAGCAUUGGAGUGCUCUCACUGUUUUGUGACACACUGUGUUUGAUGGCUAUAAACUAUGGUAUUGCCUCAAAUUCAUUUAUUCCCUUCCUUCUUGUAACUUACUUGCAUCCAGAAUCUGCAGGGAAGGUGAACAUAGGGUGAACACGGGGGAGCUAACCUUUCUUUAUACUUUGAAAGAGUUGUGCGUGCCACAGGGAACCGGUGAUAAGCUUGAGCUAGGCUUCUUUUAUUUUUCUGGUUUGCGUUUUGCACCAGUGAGUUCUCCAGUUGGGGAAUUUCGUACAUCAUUUUUAUAUUUUGUUGACUGCAGUAUAACAGCAGCCUGUAAAACUAGGCUGAUAAUAUUUCACUUCAUUUAUUUUUCUGUAAGGAUAAGAGGGGCACGCAAGUGUGUGGCACACCGUAAUUUCAGGAACAAAGAGCAGGAAGAGGAAAUGAGACAGCUGAUAUAUUUUUAUUUAUUCAAACUACUUUGCGGGCCUUUAUUUUAGGCAUUGGGUUAGGAGGGGCUGGUACAAUGAUAUGGUAGUGCAAGAAAGGAGAACUUAUCUAAAUAAAUUAUGAAAGCAUAUCAACAAUACAGACAUAAAGCAAAAAUAGGCAACUUUCUAGCUAUAGCGUUGCACUUGUUAAAUGAAAGUGUGUUUGAGGGUACAAGGUAUACAUUAAGAUACAUGCUAAAAAAGAAAGCAAUGUGCGAACCUUUAAGUGUAUAUAAGAGAACUAAGUGAAUAGAAAACAUUUCAAGAAAAUUGAAGGUAGGAUGCUCCAAGCCAUUUUAUGUAGAACAAUCCAAAUAAACAGUGGAAACACAUACACAAAAGAAAAGCAAGAAAAGCUAAUAUGUCACAUAUAUGUCAUCCCAUGAUGUGCAAAGUAAGUAGAUUUUGGUGUAAUUUUUAAACUUCAAUGAACACAGCAUGGAGUGUAGUACAUAGUAGAGUGUUGCAAUGAAGUGCUAAUUUCACACAUGUGAUAGAAAAAAAGCGGAAGGUAAUACAGAAAAGAACAAUGCAGGACAAUGUAACUACAAAGGAAAAAAAACAAGGAAUGAUCAGAGCAAUCUUUAAACACAAGAUAAUGGAGCAAAAAUAAAACAGCACUGGUAUGCAUACAUACAAUAAUAGACAAAUUUUAGAGCAAGAGGAUGUAAGAGUUUAGUUUAUCACAAAAGAUUGUGCAAUGUAAAGACUUGGCUAUAUUAUCGAGUAAUCUAUUUCAAUGUGUUAUUGUGUGGGGAAAGAGUUAAUCACUGAAAAGGACACCGGUGAUGAUCCUUUAUGUUGAUUUUAGUAACCCUAUUAAAAUGUUCUCCAGAAAAGAAUUCCACCUGUGUUAAUAUUCCACAAAACAUUUUAUAUUCAUGUUCUUGUUUGUGAAUGUACGAGUGCAGUGGAAUUAGUAGUGUGCGUUUUAUCUGUGCCACUGUUGUUCUGAGUGCUAGAACCAAAAAGUAUGUACAAAUCUUUCAAAUCUAUCUUAACCUUGUAUUUUCUUGCAAAUUGCCAUUGAGUUUGUUGUAGUGUUGUGUAGUGUAAAUUGGUGUGCAGCCUGUUGAACAUUUCUUUGCCAGGGAGCAAUAUGGGGUAUGGUCUUGUGGGACAGCUGUAAUUUUGUACAGCUCUUCUGUAAUCUCAUUUGAAAUGUGCCCUUUGAUGUUUUGUUAAUUUCUUUCGAAGAUUGUCAUUAAGGAGCCUCAAUACCAUAUCCUUCCAAGAUGCAAUGACAUCUUGGUGCCCAGCAGAGGAUGUUGCAGAUGUGGAAAGCCAGAAUUUCUGCAGAUAUCUGCUUACCUAGCUUAACCAUUAGUCUUUCUUACUUGAGUUUAUAUACUCAACAGCAUGAUGUCAUUCAUAUUCAGUUACGCAACAUGAUUUAACCACUUCCGUGACCUAGCAUAGUUGCAAAAGAGAGCAAACUCAGAUGAAGGCUGUCGUCUUGCGUGACAGCAGUAAUAUCAAAAAGGCAUCCUAGAUGUCAUGCGGCUCAGGUGAAUACAGAAAAAAACUUUUAUUGGAAGAAAAUAAAGUGACUGAUUUUGAGCAUACUCAUAGCUGCUGCUUUUAUGUGCUGUUAAUUCUUGAAAAUUAUUUUAACACUGUAAUAACAUCAGUGACGUCAUGCGCUUUAUGUAGCUUCCAAGAAAGUGGAUGGGAAAAUGGCAUCGCGGUAGCUCAAUUGGUGAGACCAUUGCAUUUGCAAUGCAAAAACUUCGGAUGUGAUUCCACCUGUGGUAAGCUGUGUUUUCAUCCACUUUCAUUUUCCUUUAAUUUCUAAUUUUUACAUUUCAAUUAAAAAAGAUGUAAUUUACUCUUGGGUAAAUUACAUCUUGUUGGGUUGUAUGAAUGUGGCUUGAAGGCAUGUGCACAUUAGGUGUAAUUUGAGUCUGUUGAAAUAGUCUUUCUUUAUCUUACUUCUGCUGUAUUUGUUCUUUGUUGGCAAAUUCUUCUGGGUUCUUAAAUUCGGCCGCAUUAGAAACGUCCUAAAGCAGCAGAGAGGCAGUGGAUUGAUAGAAUAUUACAGCUGCAGCCUCUUCCGUGUGCAAAGUCAUUGUAUAUGCUCUGUCUGCUUUGUCAAAGGGAGGAGCUUUUAUCAUGUUGCUUGCUUUGAUGUUGUCAAAACUCGGGAAAAAGCUGCAAUUCAUCAUCGCCAGAACUGCAGUGGCACUAGGCGCAGAUUUCAUUUUUUGCAUGUCGGAUGCACAUUUCACACCUAGCUGCAACUCCCUUGUGGCCGGCCAGAACAUGAGGCAGACUUGUUCCUGAUGAAAUUUCUUUAUUUUCAAUGAAUUUGCGAACAUGUUAUUAUGCAGGCAUACAGUGUUGGGAAAAAUACUAAUGCUUGAGUGGCUGUCACCGGCAUUGCUUGAGUAUUAGCACUGAAGUAUGUCUGAAUAAUAAAAUUGCAUAUGAGUGAGUUUCAGGUAUUUUGAUUUACCUAUUAAGCUGCUCUGAUCUCACUUGCUUUUAUGUGUAAGGUGGGCAGUAGGCAACAAACAUUCUAGCUCUUUGUGUUAUUUGUUCGUGUAAUUGCAUUUUUCUGUAUUUUGUACUCGCAGCUUUCUUAUGCCAUGUGUUUCGGGAAGGUUUUAAUUAUGAAACACACUGCUGCAGAGAUGAAAAUACUUUUAGGCUUUUUUUUAUAACUAAUUCACAGUAGCAUACAUGAAUUGUGCAAUAGCUAUUUAUGAAUUGAAUGACUAAAGCUGACCAUUUUCUCAACUAACUUUAUGGGGCAUGUUGAAACUGCAACAUUGAAGCCCGUCAAUGCAUAGUACAAAGCCAUAUCACAUUUGUUAAAAAUCUUGCACUUAGCGGCAACUUUGAGCAGUUCUUCAAAAAAAAGAAAGAAUGAACUCAUGAGGUCUGGCAAAAUGCAUUGCUAUGCAGUGCAGGAAUUUAUAAAAAGUCAGUGGCUGAGCUUUAGUGAAUUUGUUCAUAAAUAGUGUCUCGGUUCCUGACAUCCGCCACCACUACUGAUGUGUUGCCAAAAAUAUUGUCACUUAAACCUCUGCUCUGUUUGUUUAAUGUUCACCUGAACUCUUUCCCGAGACAUCAGAUGUUCCUGUCACAAGUAUGUUGUGGAUGUUGUUGCGGUACAAGAUCAAGCAUGCCUAAUGCAUGCUUGAUUUUGUAGUGCACUCGUGAUCCUGCACUGUGUCACCCGAUUGUUGGUAAUAAAGUUUUCUUUUUUUUGUA